AAUGAAGGGUUUGGAGGGAUCUUAUAUUUUUGAAGACUGGAAAAACACAUGUGGGUUCUCUCAGUCACGAAAAUUCCCGGGGCACUUAGAAUGGAUUGAAAACGCUCGCGUCCUCUCACCACCAUUUCCCCGGCUGGGCUCCUGCGGGCCCCUGCGGCCCCCGGGAGAAGUUGGGGCGGGGUUUUUCUCCUGCCGCAGUUACCGGAAGUGACGCAUCCUCUCGCGAGAAGAGAGACCCGCGAGCCUCGGCAGCCCGGAACCGGCCUCGGAACAGUGGCGGGACCUGAGGACUCUAGCCCUCCCGCCCCAUGGAGCGGCCCCCGGGGCUGCGGCCGGGCGCGGGCGGGCCCUGGGAGAUGCGGGAGCGGCUGGGCACCGGCGGCUUCGGGAAUGUUUCCCUGUACCAACAUCGGGAACUUGAUCUCAAAAUAGCAAUUAAGUCUUGUCGCUUGGAGCUAAGCACCAAAAACAGAGAACGGUGGUGCCAUGAAAUCCAGAUCAUGAAGAAGUUGAACCACGCCAAUGUUGUAAAGGCCUGUGAUGUUCCUGAGGAAUUGAAUUUUUUGAUUAAUGAUGUGCCUCUUCUAGCAAUGGAAUAUUGUUCUGGAGGAGAUCUCCGGAAGCUACUCAACAAACCAGAAAAUUGCUGUGGACUUAAAGAAAGCCAGAUACUUUCUUUACUGAGUGAUAUAGGAUCUGGGAUACGAUAUUUGCAUGAAAACAAAAUUAUACAUCGUGAUCUAAAACCUGAAAACAUAGUUCUUCAGGAUGUUGGUGGAAAGAUUAUGCAUAAAAUAAUUGAUUUAGGAUAUGCCAAAGAUGUUGAUCAAGGAAGUCUGUGUACAUCUUUUGUGGGAACAUUGCAAUAUCUGGCCCCAGAGCUCUUUGAGAAUAAGCCUUACACAGCCACUGUUGAUUAUUGGAGCUUUGGGACCAUGGUGUUUGAGUGUAUUGCUGGGUAUAGGCCUUUUUUGCAUCAUCUGCAGCCAUUUACCUGGCAUGAGAAGAUUAAGAAGAAGGAUCCAAAGUGUAUAUUUGCAUGCGAAGAGAUGACAGGAGAAGUUCGGUUUAGUAGCCAUUUACCUCAACCAAAUAGCCUUUGUAGUUUAAUAGUAGAACCCAUGGAAAACUGGCUACAGUUGAUGCUAAACUGGGAUCCUCAGCAGAGAGGAGGACCUAUUGAUCUUACUUUGAAGCAGCCAAGAUGUUUUGUAUUAAUGGAUCACAUUCUGAAUUUGAAGAUAGUACACAUCCUAAAUAUGACUUCUGCAAAGAUCAUUUCUUUUCUGUUACCACCUGAUGAAAGUCUUCAUUCACUACAGUCUCGUAUUGAGCGUGAAACUGGAAUAAAUACUUGUUCUCAAGAGCUUCUUUCAGAGACGGGAAUUUCUUUGGAUCCUCGGAAACCAGCCUCUCAGUGUGUUUUGGAUGGAGUUAGGGGCUGUGAUAGCUAUAUGGUUUAUUUGUUUGAUAAAAGUAAGACUGUAUAUGAAGGACCAUUUGCUUCCAGAAGUUUAUCUGACUGUGUAAAUUAUAUUGUACAGGACAGCAAAAUACAGCUUCCAAUUAUACAGCUGCGUAAAGUAUGGGCCGAAGCAGUGCACUAUGUGUCUGGGCUAAAAGAAGACUACAGCAGGCUCUUUCAGGGACAGAGAGCAGCAAUGUUAAGUCUUCUUAGAUAUAAUGCUAACUUGACAAAAAUGAAGAACACUUUAAUCUCAGCAUCUCAGCAACUGAAAGCUAAAUUGGAGUUUUUUCACAAAAGCAUUCAGCUUGACUUGGAAAGAUACAGUGAGCAGAUGACUUAUGGGAUAUCCUCAGAAAAAAUGUUAAAAGCAUGGAAAGAAAUGGAAGAAAAGGCUAUCCACUAUGCUGAGGUGGGUGUCAUUGGAUACCUGGAGGAUCAGAUCAUGUCCCUGCACACUGAAAUCAUGGAGCUACAGAAGAGCCCCUAUGGACGACGUCAGGGAGACUUGAUGGAAUCUCUGGAACAGCGUGCCAUUGAUCUAUAUAAGCAGUUAAAGCACAGACCUUCAGAUCACUCCUACAGCGACAGCACGGAGAUGGUGAAAAUCAUUGUGCAUACUGUGCAGAGUCAGGAUCGGGUUCUCAAGGAGCUGUUCGGUCAUUUGAGCAAGUUGUUGGGCUGUAAGCAGAAGAUUAUUGAUCUACUGCCCAAGGUGGAAAUGGCCCUCAGUAACAUCAAAGAAGCUGACAAUACUGUCAUGUUUAUGCAGGGAAAGAGGCAGAAAGAAAUAUGGCAUCUCCUUAAAAUUGCCUGUACACAGAGCUCUGCUCGGUCCCUUGUAGGAUCCAGUCUAGAAGGUGUAACCCCUCAGGCAUCAGCAUGGCUGCCCACAACUUCAGCAGAACGUGAACAUCCUCUGUCAUGCGUGGUAACUCCUCAAGAUGGGGAGACUUUAGCACAAAUAAUAGAAGAAAAUUUGAACUGUCUUGGCCAUUUAAGCACUAUUAUGCAUGAAGCAAAUGAGAAACAGGGCAACAGUAUGAUGAAUCUUGAUUGGAGUUGGUUAACAGAAUGACUUGCCACUUACUGACCCAAACGUAUGAAGUUGUUGCUGCAAAUGUUGGAAAUUUGUUUUUCUCUUAUGAAACCAUUCUUCAGACACCCAUCAAUGGAAGAAAUGACUAUGAUCAGAAACUACACAUGAUUUCACAGUGCAAUAUUUUGACUGGGUAAUUUUAACCUCUGAACAGAUAGAAUUUAAUGACUCAGUGGACUUGUUUAAAUACUACAGCUACUUAGGAGCAUCGUUGGAAUCCAUUUGUCUUCAAACUUGAUAAAACAUUACUUAUUUAACUUGACUAUCUUUCAACAUUUCACUUUUGGGCAUAAGGCCAAAGUAAUGUAUACAGAGAAGAAAAUCUCAACUAACAUGUAUUCUAAGUAAAAAUUGUUUGCCUGUGUUUCUGUGGAAGAGACUGUUUGCAAGUAGAAUUGUACUUCUUGAAGAAUAAACCCUACCUCCUUGUGUUGCACUCAACAGUGCUUUUCCCGGCAUCAUAAGGAGUUAGUUUAAUCCCAUUUUCAAUUUCAAUCCCAAAUGCACAUUUGACUGUAUCCCUUUCCUACAGAAGGGAUUGUGCAUCUGUGCCUUUAAUACCAGUUGAUUCUUUCAAAUCUUGUUAAGUGUGCUAUGUGUAUAUGUAUUUAAGAUGUACAUUUAAUAAUAUCAGAGAAAAGAUGCCUGUUAAUUUAUAAUGUAUUUGAAAGCUUAUCUAUGUUUUCAUUUGUAUAAAUGGGUCUUUUGUUUAAGGAAUCUUUCAUGUCUUGUCAUAUAAAUUUAUAAAGGUCUGUACUCCCGAUCUGUAAUUCCAAAAUGCAAAAAGCUCUGAUAACAAGGUUUUUCAUAAGUUUGGUGACAGAAUUCACCUGCUUGCACAUCCAACGUGAACUGACAUUGAAUCUAUCCCAUUUAGUGUGAAUAUUCUUUUUUUUUUUUUUUUUUUUGCUGUAGAAAUAUUAACGUGUUUGCUUGUUUGGGGGUAGGGUGCUGCCACAGACCCUGCCUGGGGUUUAUGUAGUAUGGCAUAUGCACUGAAUUACCUUUCUAAAAAUCUGAAAAUUUCAUAAUUCUGAAACACCUGGCCCCAAGGGUUUCAGAUAAAGGAUUGUGGGUCUAUCAUCUGUUAAAUAAUUUAGAAGGUGUUACUUGUUUAAAGAAAAAUGUGAAAUUCUUUUGUAUUUUAGACAGUUUUUCACUUUGUGUAUUAAAUAAUUUUUAAAUUA
Messenger RNA from Aethalodelphis obliquidens (Pacific white-sided dolphin), 3751 nucleotides. It is a transcript of the gene CHUK, whose product is annotated as component of inhibitor of nuclear factor kappa B kinase complex. The coding region runs from base 309 to 2543 and encodes 744 amino acids. Gene Ontology annotation, biological process: peptidyl-serine phosphorylation; tumor necrosis factor-mediated signaling pathway; positive regulation of transcription by RNA polymerase II. Gene Ontology annotation, molecular function: IkappaB kinase activity; ATP binding. Lineage: Eukaryota; Metazoa; Chordata; Mammalia; Artiodactyla; Delphinidae. The record is from RefSeq and is a predicted model, not a curated record. Gene Ontology annotation, cellular component: cytoplasm; IkappaB kinase complex. The transcript has 21 exons.